This is a messenger RNA of Gadus chalcogrammus (walleye pollock), 873 nucleotides long. Its product is annotated as homeobox protein HMX3-A-like. Gene Ontology annotation, biological process: regulation of transcription by RNA polymerase II. The record is from RefSeq and is a predicted model, not a curated record. Gene Ontology annotation, molecular function: DNA-binding transcription factor activity, RNA polymerase II-specific; RNA polymerase II transcription regulatory region sequence-specific DNA binding. Gene Ontology annotation, cellular component: nucleus. The transcript has 2 exons. The coding region runs from base 1 to 804 and encodes 267 amino acids. Lineage: Eukaryota; Metazoa; Chordata; Actinopteri; Gadiformes; Gadidae.
AUGAACAAAGCGCACGGACCAUGUCGCCCCACCGCCGCCUCGCUAAAGUUCACCAUCGACAGCAUCCUGAACUUGAACACCAAGGCAAAGAAUGAGUCCUACUCGGACAGGACGCAGGGGGACAAGGGCACGUGGGUUAUGCGUAAAGACGCUUUCAAAAGUCACUGUGAAGAGGACAAGGAAGUUCAACGGAGGCACGACUCGGUCACGGGACGCCACGAACGAGGCGCGCUCACCGACAGCGUAGCGUCGCCGGAAAGCACCGAAAUCCACCGUGAAGAGCCGAAGAAGGCGACCGACGGGCGCUUCGACAGCGGCGGGGACAGCAGCUGCGACGACAGCUGCUCCACCACCACCACUUUCCUCCAGAAGGACGGCAGCAGCUCAAACAAGGACGGCAAGAUCAUCACCAAGAAGAAGACGCGCACCAUCUUCUCCAAGAGACAGAUCUUCCAGCUGGAGUCUACCUUUGACAUGAAACGCUAUCUGAGCAGCGCUGAGCGAGCCUGCCUCGCCAGCUCCCUCCAGCUCACAGAAACUCAGGUCAAGAUCUGGUUCCAGAACCGCAGGAAUAAGUUGAAACGUCAGAUAUCCACCGACAUGGAGGGGGGGUCUUGCGCUGAUUUUUCUGACAACAAAGCCAUGGUGGUGGGGCAGCUGCCGGCCAUGUACAAAGAGACCAACCUCCUUGGGAGAUGCUUGCUGCCCGUGCCUCUGCCAAUCGUGUAUCCCGGGAGCAGCGCGCCUUAUCUCUGCUUCUCCAACGCCAGCAAGUACUUCAGUCUCUACGACGGGGACUUAUGAUCCAUGGGACCCCCGGCGCGUCUCCUUGGGGACGCGGACAUGGAUGGAGGUCUGUGGACGAGCUUCAAA